CCUCUAGUGGGCCAUAAUGUGCAGUUCACUAAAUAUGGAGCAUAACAAGGAGGACUACUGCAAGUAACGGGACUUGCUUUAAAUUCCCAGCUCCUCCAGCAGAUCCACUCAGAGUCUUGCAGAUGUUUACUCUGGACCACAUCUCACUACUUUCAGAAGCCUGAUCCUUGCUGGGUUUGGGUGACUGUAGCCGUGAAUGAGGGGGACAUUUCAGACAGGGCUGUGCUGUGAAUGGAAACGUUGAAGCUAACUGAAAACGUCUGACGUGGUCGCACACUUUUGUUUUUACUUCACUGAGGAACAACACAGGCAACAGUGAACUUCCUUCCUGCUGUUUCACCAAAUCGAUGCGCAACUUUCUGGCAACAUGUAGCUGCAGAGGUGAUAGAUGCACAUUUCCUGUUUCCACCGCAGAACCAUACCUGCCCAGCCUCAUGUGAUUUUUCUUUCUUUUUUUUUUUCUUUUCUUUUUUUAAAAAAAAAACUAACUCAUAAAGUGCCAUGUUCAUCCAGCUCUCAUGUCAAAUCUCAUGCAAGAAAUGGCAUCACCAAAGGCUUUGCGAGACUGGUGCCGCGUCACAUGCGCCAGUUACCCCAACGUGGAAAUCAAGGACAUGUCAGCCUCUUUUAGAAGUGGACUGGCAUUUUGUGCCAUCAUCCACAAACACCGACCUGACUUAAUAGAGUUCAACUCCCUCUCCAAAGAUAACAUCUAUGAAAAUAACAAAUUGGCAUUUGAGGUUGCAGAGACAAAGCUGGGUAUCCCUGCAUUGCUGAACGCAAAAGACAUGAUUUCUUCCAACCCGCCUGAUUGUCUGAGUGUCAUCACCUACCUUUUCCAGUUGUACUACUUUUUCAACAGGAAGUCUAAUGGUCUUGCCAGUUUAAAGUUAUCCGAUGCUGCCAACAGUCCCACAAAGAGUAUUGAAGAUCUGAACUUUCCAAAGAGCUCAACUAAUCUGGAAUCUAAUAAAGAUGCUGAUCUAUCAAACACAAGGCUUCUUGGGGUGUGUAAUAUGUGUUUCAAGCCUGUUCACCUCAUACAGAGACAUCUGAUUAAUGAAAAAGUCUACCACAGGAGGUGUUUCAGGUGCAAACUAUGCCACAGUUCUCUUUUACCAGGGUCAUACACACAAGGAGUUGAUGCUAAUUCCUUGGUCUGUACUCAUCACAUAAAAAGCAAGAAAAGUGCUUGUGUGGACCUGAGUAACAAACUUGGAUGUGGAUGUUUAUCUCUAGGUGGAAAGGCUAUAACCAGUGUUCCUCAUUACAUUAAGAAAACAGCAUCCCAGGACAGACUAGUUUUUACAACACAAGAAAAGAAGGAGAAAGAAAGGCAGGAGAGCAGCAGAAGAAAAGAAGAGUCACCUGUUGGACUGACUCCUCAUCCUCCUCUGCUGGUUGUUAAAGAAACAACUGAACAAAAACAUGGACCUGCAUCUUUUCAAGGAGACAACAAAGUAAUGCAGGAUGCGCCAAAAACUGAAGAUUCUGAAGAUGCUGGACGUCUGUCAGCUUGUGUGCAGGGAACAAAAGGAAGCAGUCGGCCAGUUCCAGCACCAAGGCGAAUGGCUGGCUCCUCUGGGGUCCCUGUUCCUGCACCAAGGACCAAAAAUUUCCAGACGAUGAGCAGCUCCUUGGCUAAAGGCAGUUCAGCCAAACAAAGUGUAUCGUCACCCAAUUUGUCGAACCUCACCAGUUUGACCAGUGAGAAUCCUAGAGUAAAAUCUAAUCAUCCAUGGUUGAACAUCAUCCAUCCUGGACCCUGGACACAACUGCCUCCUGCUCCAGCUCCAGUUCCGGCUCCUAGAUCCAAACCUGUGUCCAACCUGCAGGGGUCACGGUACAGACCCAAAGUCGUUCCUCCUCCUCCUAAUCCAUUUGAAAUGAAGGAGGAGGAGGAGGAUGGUCAGGAGGAGGGCACUCCACCUGAACCUGCUGUCCAGAGUCAUUCAGCUGCUGCUGAAAACAUCACCAAUGUUAAUGUAGAAUCUGAGGAUGGUGGAGUUUCAGACCCAGAUACUAACCCAGCCUCCGGUGACACAGCUAAACAUUUACAUGACAGUGGAGGGACAGAUGGACCACAUGUGACUGAAGCACAGAGUCACAUUUUACCCAGGAGUCAUUCUGUGGCAGCUAUUUCAUCCUGUUCUGUUACUUCUAUCAAUGUGGAGGGGAACGAGUCUACCACAACAUCUCAGAGUCAGUAUCAGGCUUGCAAAGAAAAUCCUUUUGAUCAGAAGCCUGCGAUCCCCAAGUCCCAGACAUUUCAGGAUCUCCCAACUAGACGACUGCCAGCUCCUGGACAUGGCUUUCCACUCAUCAAGAGAAGGGUGCAGACAGACUUGUGUGCUCCUACUGACAACCUGCAGGUGGAAAUGGAACAACUGUAUAAACAUUUGGAGGCUCUAGAACAAAGAGGAGUUGAUCUGGAGAGGAGUAUAAGAGGCUGCAAGAAUGAUAAAGAAGAAAAAAAAAUGCUGAUGGACUGGUUCUGUCUUGUCCAUGAGAUACACACCCUGAUGCGCAGAGAUACAGAGCUGGUUUAUUUGACAAAGCAGCAGCAGUUAGAGGAGAGACAAGCAGAUGUUGAAUAUGAGCUCAGAUGUCUCCUUAAUAAACCAGAGAGCGACUGGAAGCAAGAAGAUCGAAGUCAGGAGCAGCAGCUGAUGGAAGAACUGGUCUCCAUCAUUGAGCAGAGAAACCAGAUCAUCAGCAGCUUGGAUCAGGACAUGCAGAGGGAAAGAGAAGAAGACACGUGUUGGGAUGCCAUGAGAAAGAAAGAGUUACAACAAGAUGGACUAAAAGAGCUGAAGAAGUCAAAAGGAAAGUUCAAGCCUCCAAAAGUCUUUAAGAUGCUGAACCCUAAAGCAGACAACAGAAAAGACUCCAUUCACAAGCAAAAGCACAAGGAUGAAACCAUGUUAUAGUAAAGACAGUUUCCAUAAAGUCAUUUUCAGCUGCAGGCUUUUACAAGAGGACAUCCAUAAAAACAAUCAAUUUAUAGACUGUUUUUACUGCAUUGACGAGAUAAAAAGCAUUUUUAUCAAUAUUACAUAAAACAAAGGACAUUUUUUUCAAGUAUCUAUAUGUACACCACCAUAUGCAUUGUUUUAUUAUAAACCUGCAUUAAUUGAAAUAAGCAAUAAAUAUUUAAUAAGUCUCACA
This is a messenger RNA of Sphaeramia orbicularis (orbiculate cardinalfish), 3168 nucleotides long. Its product is annotated as MICAL-like protein 1. The transcript has 15 exons. Bases 519 to 2930 code for a protein of 803 amino acids. Gene Ontology annotation, molecular function: protein binding. The record is from RefSeq and is a predicted model, not a curated record. NCBI's taxonomy places the organism in Eukaryota, Metazoa, Chordata, Actinopteri, Kurtiformes, Apogonidae.